CUGUUUGCAGAUCUAAUUGCUUGCUUGGCAUUUGGCAUUUGUGGAGAACAGGACAAUGGCUGCCAGCAAGAGCAAGAACCAGAGUUCCUUGGCCCUCCACAAAGUGAUCAUGGUUGGCAGUGGAGGCGUAGGCAAAUCUGCACUCACUCUUCAGUUUAUGUACGAUGAGUUUGUGGAAGACUAUGAGCCUACUAAGGCUGACAGCUACAGAAAGAAAGUAGUUCUGGAUGGUGAAGAAGUUCAGAUAGACAUUCUGGACACAGCAGGACAAGAGGAUUAUGCAGCCAUCAGAGAUAACUACUUCCGCAGCGGGGAAGGGUUUCUUCUAGUCUUCUCAAUAACGGAGCAUGAAUCCUUUACAGCAACAGCAGAGUUUCGGGAACAGAUUCUCCGUGUGAAGGCUGAAGAGGAUAAAAUCCCUUUGUUGGUAGUUGGAAACAAGUCUGAUUUGGAAGAGCGCAGACAAGUGCCUGUAGAAGAGGCUAGAAGUAAGGCAGAGGAGUGGGGUGUGCAGUACGUAGAGACCUCUGCUAAAACUAGAGCAAAUGUAGAUAAGGUAUUCUUUGAUCUAAUGAGAGAAAUCAGAGCAAAGAAAAUGUCAGAAAACAAAGACAAGAAUGGCAAGAAAAGUGGCAAGAACAAGAAAAGCUUUAAAGAAAGAUGUUGCUUACUGUGAUGCUUGGGGAACUGUUAAUAUCUACAGGUGGCAGGAUAAGAUACCACUAAGGAUAUAGGGCUGGAUUCAUGAAAGGAAGUCUGUAUUGACUCCCUUAUUUCUUGCUUUGCAUAUCACACCUUCAAAAUGUGAAAACAGAACUUUGAAACCAUUUCUGGUAUGCAACAAACCUAUGCCUACUUACAUGGAAAUGGGCUUUGUCUUCCCAGUGUCUUUCAAGGCUAGAUAUAUACUGAGUCUCAGAACUACAAUAAUUCUGUUUGAUUAUACCAAGUACUUUCAUAUUAACUUCCUAGUAUAUUUUAAUGUUUGAGUGUUUUUUUUCUUGAACCUCUAUUGGCCUUAACAAGCACAGUUGUUCAGGUUUGAACAAUUUUCAGUGUCUUUGCCCUUUGUUGCAAACUACAGACAAUUUAGAUGGCAUCUGGUAAAGGUUUGAGUCUCUAUCAUCUGCUAGUGGUCACUGGUAUGUCUUAAAUCUGCUGCUU
Molecule: messenger RNA, 1164 nt
Organism: Tinamus guttatus (white-throated tinamou)
Lineage: Eukaryota; Metazoa; Chordata; Aves; Tinamiformes; Tinamidae
Gene: RALB
Product: RAS like proto-oncogene B
Biological process (GO): signal transduction
Cellular component (GO): membrane
Molecular function (GO): GTP binding; GTPase activity
Source: RefSeq, a predicted model, not a curated record